UCAAACAUCGUUAGGGAACAACGUAUUACAAGAGAAAGAUGACGGCGACUCUCCAUCCUUCGACUAGGAAAAGGAACUUCAUUGCUCAAACUUCCUCUGUUGAGCCUUCACGAUACAACUUGAGAAAAUGUCGAAAAAUAUCGGCAUCCACCAUUCAAGUCAGCUCAAGUUCGAAUCCUUUAGUGGUCCCAAAGCAUGAAGUGCUACUUACUGAGGAUUGCAAAAGCUGCGUAAAUUCAAAGUGGAAAAUACCCACUCCCGGGUCGCUGCAAAAAUAUGCAUCGCAUACUCAGGAUGAUUUGAGAAAAAUAUUUCAAGGACGAAGGCACAGAAACAUCCAGUUGAGGCAUUCUGAGGAAUCAGAUUCCAGUGAAGAAGAAGAAUCCAGUGUGGAAAAGCUUGAGGAAAAAGAGGGAUGGAAGUUAUUAAUGAAGGCCAUAGAAUCCAAACGAAAAGAGCACAAUUGAGUACUUUAUCUCUAAAAGUGUAACCAUUUGUAUAGUGUAGUUAUUACCGACACUCUAACUCUUUCACCCCCAGGGGUUAUUGGCGCCUCAAUUCUUCUUAUAACAUAGACAGGUUAUGAGAAACAAGCAAUUGUCAAAUAGGAAUUAUGAUCCUUCGUGUAUUUUCGAUCGCCAGCGAUUCGUCUAAACGCAUCACGUGAGCGACUAUUCCUCAGCUGAAACUGGGGAUAUCCGAGGAUAUCACCUAAUUUAUAUUCCCUAAUUUACAAACCUUACGUCCACUAUGAUAAGUCUUCGUUCAGAUUUUAAUUCAAGAGGAGAGAGUGUUCUGUGGUUGUUAGAAAAGAAGGAAAAUAUUUGUUUGUUAAUAAAGUCGUACGGGAGAACACUCAAACGAAAACAUCUCACGUAGCAAACAGUAAGCUGUUUGUAAAUAUUUUUUCACGCACGUUGCAAAAUACACGAAGGAUAGUAAACACAAUAGCCUCAAUUCUGCUCGUAUAUUUGCCCUUGGACAUUAUUUGUUCCUCAAGUAAGGGUUAUCGGCCUGAAGCGAGGGGUUAUGUGAUAUAUUCCCCGCGUGCGUUGCCCGAGGGGAAUAAAUCACAAAACCACGAGCUUAAAGCCGAUAAAUGGCUUAUUUUUACAUAUGCGAGGAUUCCUCAAGGAAUGCAAAAAUACACUGAAGAAAAGUGGCUCUAUUCAUGUUUGUUUUGUUUUCAACACUCCAUGCUGGCAUUAGUGGGAUUCACAAGUUUCUCGGCUUUUUAAUAAUGUUAGUUUUUUAAAGUCGCAUUUCGAAUUAGUUGUUCGUCUUGUUCGUAGGGAAUGCUAGGAACUGGCUAGCAAUGUUGAGCGAUUCAGAGUCAGAACUGUUUAUUACUCAAAGUAGUUUUAGUGGGGGCACCUCAAUUGAGGUUUAGGAAAACAACUUUGAAUCUUUAUUUGCGGGUGCAGACAACGAGAAAGCAGUUGACAAUUUUAAUUUACGCACUGAGGAUCUUUCGACCGACCUUUUUACAGAUAAAGAAGAUUCCGGCCGGGGGAUCACUACUGUAACCGACAAGGAAAUUCAGGCGAGGAAUGAAGGAAGAAUGCCACAAAACACUAAAAGGGCAACUUCAUGGAGUACACGAGUUAAGGAUGACUGGGUUACAGAGCGAAACUCGUUACCAAACUGGUUUCUUCAUGAACAGGUAAUUUAAAUGCGAGGGGAUUAUGUAUUAAUAUGCAAGGAAAUAAGUCACUUAUCCCCUGGCAUAUUAAUACAUAAUCCCCCCGCAUUUCAAUUAGCUUUUCAUUAGCCCCGCUGUUCCCUUUAAACAAUCAAGGCCGCACCCGGCUUUUCAGACAGUUGAUUCGGGGGUUAUGUAAUAUAUUCCCCCCGAAAGGAACAAAGGAAUCCGAGCUUACGUAAAAAUAAAGCACGGUAAUUCGCAAGCUUCGCUCUUGGAAAAUUUCUCAUCUUGGAACAGAUAAUGUCCGCGGACAAAUAUCUGUGCAUAUUUUUGUGCUAGAUAGAGGCUAUUGUUUAUAUCUUGUGGGAUAGGACAAGACUUUAGUAGGAAUUGCCAACGAUCGAAUUUUUUUAUUUUUAGCGACAAGUACUGGUUCUUGAGCACUAACACGACAGUGUAGUUGUCAGAUUUGUAAUUGGAAAGUGUAGUAAGACAGUUAAAGGGAGAGUUAACACGUCGUGCCUGUGUUAGUGAAUAGAAUGUGCGUGCGCUGUAGUCACAUUUCGCAGAGUUAACUGUUUUUACUUUUCGUGAAAACAUGUUACUGAUGUCUAAUUUUCUCGAAUUUUGUCAUAGUUUUGAUUAAUUGGUAACAAGACUUCGUGUCCGAUUCUGUCUGUAAUCAUACUCGUGAUAAACAAAUCGGACUCCCGCUUCGCGGUCGUCCGAUUUCACACUGAAUUGGACUCCUAUCGGUCCAAUUACUAUUAUUAAUCAUAACAUUACAAUUUCGUUAAAUGUGAUUGAUGCAUUUGCUGCCUUGUUUCUCUCUAAUUAUUUUGUGGGAACCUACAUUUAUAUCUAUAAUUAAUUGAAUAGUAAUAGAGAAAUUAUAACAUUGCACUAAAGAACUGUUUCGAAAGGGCCUCCAUGAAACUCUGACCAACUAAAGUACUCUUUAUAGGUUGAUGUUUCAAGUAUGCUUUAUCUCGUACUUGCUUGCGUGCCGGCACGCACUCGCCAGUUUGUUCCUUUAGAUUAGGGUGCCCGAGCCUUAUUUGCAUAUAAUAAAGAAUUUUUCAUGA
Stylophora pistillata is the source of this 2730-nucleotide messenger RNA. RefSeq lists its product as uncharacterized. The record is from RefSeq and is a predicted model, not a curated record. Lineage: Eukaryota; Metazoa; Cnidaria; Anthozoa; Scleractinia; Pocilloporidae.